AUGAAGACUCAUAAAAAAAAGAAGUCAUUGGGAGGAUUAUUUUCACAUUCUUCAUCUAGUCCAAAUUUAAAAAGUUUUUUAACUGAAGAAGUAAUACAUGAACAACAACAACAACAACAACAACAUAAUAAUAAUAAUAAUAAUAAUAAUAAUCAUCAAAGACAACCAUCCACAACAUCAACAUCAUCAUAUAUUGAUAGUGCAUCAUCAUCAAUUGAAGAAACUAGUGGUUAUUUAAGUAAAACUUCAAGUUCAUCAUCAUUACCAUCAUCACCAUUACAUAAUCAAAAUCAAAAUCAAAAUGGUAAUAUUCAAUUAAAUAGUAGUAGUGGAUCUUUAAAUAAUAAUGAACAACAACAACAACAACAAUCUAUAUCACAAACAUCAUCACCAAAUACAUCAUCACCAAUAAUGGGUAAAAAGAAACCAUCAAGAUUAGCACAAGCAUUCAAGAGGGUUAAAAAUAAUGGUAAUAAUAAAUUAAAGAAAGAGAUUGAAGAAUUAACUAAUAAAACUGGAUUAAAUCAACAAUAUACUCAUUCAAAUUUACCAUUCAAUGUUGUAGAAUCUGAUAUUGACAAUGGUAGUAGUGGUGGUACAACUUCAUCCACUGGCAAUAUAAUUAGUCAUUCUAAAAGUCCAUCAUCAUCAUCAUCGUCAUCGUCAUCGAAAAAACAUCAAAGAAAAUCAAGAUUUAUUGAACCAAUUUCACAAUCAACUGAAGAUUAUACAGAUAUACCAAGAAUCAUUAAAAUGUCUGUAGAAUAUCUAUUUGAAAAAUGUUUAUUAGUACCUGGUAUCUUUAGAGAAAGUGCAAAUGCAAUGGAAUUACAAAGAUUAUCACAACUAUUCGAAAAAGGUGGUGAUAUAGAUUUAUCUGAAUAUACUGAUCCUCAUUGUAUUGGUGGUUUAUUAAAAUUAUAUUUUAGAGAAAAACCAAUUCCAAUAUUUCCAUAUGAUUUACAUAAAAGAAUUUAUUCUGUAUUAAAUGAAGAAGAUUCAAAUAUUAAAGUUAAAUCAUUAUUAGAAAGUGGAUUAGGUAAAGGUCAAUUUUUAAUAUUAAGAUAUUUAUUUGAAUUAUUAAAUGCAGUUUCAAUCAAUUGUAAUGUUAAUUUUAUGAAUUAUCAAAAUUUAGCAAUUUGUUUUGCACCAUCUUUAAUUCAAUCAUUUGAUUUAUCUUGUUAUGAUGUAAUUGAAAGAUUAAUUGAAAAUUAUCAUUCUAUAUUUGGUGUAGUUGUACCUGUUGUUGAUAAUUCUUCAAAUGUUUCUUCAUCAUCUUUAGCACAUCCAAUAAUUGGUGGUAAAUCCGAAACAAAUGUUUCUUUAAAUAAUUUAACUGUAACAAUAUUAGAUCAUGGUGAUAUAAAUAAUAAUUCAAAUAGUAGUAAUAAUAAUAAUAGUUCAUCAUCAUCAUCACCAUAUAAAAAAUCACCAAAGCCAUCACCAAAAUCAUCACCAAAACUUAAUAAUAGGAAUAGUAUUAGUCCAAAAUUAAGCUCAAGUACUAGUUUUAGAAAAAGUAUCAAUUUAAGUAGUAAUAGUAUAAUGAUUUCAGAUGAAGUUCAACAAGAGCAACAGAACCAACAACAACAACAAGAUGAACAACAAGAUGAACAACAAGAUGAACAACAAGAUGAACAACAAGAUGAACAAAAUUCAAAUAGUACUAGUAUUAAUACAUCAAGUAGUAGUAUAACUAGGCCAAGAAAAGGUUCCACUGUACAAUAUUUAAAUAGAAUUAAUACUUGUCGUAGACCAAGUUCUUGGACAAAUAAUAAUAGAAUUAAACAACAACAACAUCACCACCACCACCACCAACAACAACAACAACAUCAACAACAUCAACAACAACAAUCAUCUUCAUCUGAAUCAAAUUCAAGCCUUACGUCAAGCCCUCAAAAGAGAUUAAAUAGUGUAAAUGGUUUAGAAUCAUAUGAAGAGGGUAAAAAUGUAAAUGAAAUUUAUUCUUCAUUAAAAGAAGAAUCUUCAAAACUACCUAAAAAGAGUUCAUUAAAUCGACAAAUGACAAUUGUAAAUAGUAAUAAUAUAGGUAAUGGUGAUGAAAAGAAUAGCGAUUGUACAACAAGUGAUGAAGAUGAAGAAUUAAAAAUUUCAAAACCAAUUAUAAGAUCUACAAGUGUUAAUGAAAUAUUAAAAGAAACCAAUGAUGAUAAUAAUAAUAAUGAUCAAAUAAACAAUAGUAAUAGUAGUAAUAAUAUACCUAAAACAACAAUCACUACUACUACUAAUAAUACAACUACUACAAAUAAUAUUUCACCAAUAGUUAAAUCAAAAUCACAAAUAAUAACAUCUUCAGCUAAAGUAACACCAACACCAACUCCAGCACCAAUGCAAACGUCAUCAUUUUUAUCAACAAAACAAACAAAUUCACCAUCAUCAUCAUCAUCACCAUCAUCAACAGUAUCAUCUACAUCUUCAUCUCCCUCUUCAUCCUUAUCUUCAUCAAUUGAUAAUAAAACAAUGUCAAAUGUAAACUAUAAUAGAUUUCAACCUGCAAAUAGAACUGUUUCAUCACCGAAUGUUAGAAACUUUUCAGUUCCUACAACAACUACAACCACUUCUAUUGGUUCAAAUAGUUUUGUUUCACCAAGAUUUAUUGGAAAGAGAACAACUCCAAGUAUUUUUUCACCAAGAAAGCAAUCCAUUUGUAAACCUAAAAAUACCACCUCAUCAUUGAGUAGUUCUUCAUCUAAUAUUUCAAAAUCUACAAAUUCAACUCCAACUCCAACUCCUGCACCAAUACUUACUUCAACACUUUCUGUAAAUUCUACUUCAAGUAGUAGUAAAUUACAAGAGAAAGCAUUACCAACUAAAACUACAUUCAUUACACAAACUUCAUCACCUUUAUUAUUACCACAGCCAUUAACUUCAACAUCAACAUCAACAUCAACAUCAACAUCAACAUCAACAUCAACAUCAACAUCAACAUCAACUACAAUACCAACACCAACACCAACAACAUCCUCAUUUAAAUCAAAUUCAUUCUCAACCUCAAAUGAUAAUAGUAAUAAUAAUAAUAAUAAUAAUAAUAAUAAUAAUAAUAAUAAUAAUAAUAAUAAUAAUAAUAAUAAUAAUAAUAAUAAUGUUACUUCUCCAACUAUAGUAUCUUCACCAUCUUCACCAACAUCACCAAUAUCACCAACAUCAUCAACAUUUAUAAAAGGUCAUUCUCAUUCAAAUUCAUUAUCUCAAACUCCAUCCUCAUCAUCUUCUUCACUUGGAAAUAGAUUAACAGCACCAGGAAGACAAUUAAAUCAUACAAAUUCUACAUCAUCUUUAAUAUCAAAAUUUAAUCAAAUUGAUACACCUUCAGGAAUUAAUCAAGGUUGGAAAGGUGGUGUUGUAGUUCAAAAGAAACAAGAUCCAGUUAAAAAAUCUUUGGCUAUUUUUGAAAAAGAAUAA
Messenger RNA from Dictyostelium discoideum AX4, 3423 nucleotides. It is a transcript of the gene gacF, whose product is annotated as RhoGAP domain-containing protein. The transcript is spliced from 2 exons. The coding region runs from base 1 to 3423 and encodes 1140 amino acids. Gene Ontology annotation, cellular component: cytoplasm. Gene Ontology annotation, biological process: signal transduction. NCBI's taxonomy places the organism in Eukaryota, Evosea, Eumycetozoa, Dictyosteliales, Dictyosteliaceae. The record is from RefSeq and is a predicted model, not a curated record.